GCUGGGGAGGCGCUGGCAGCGGGAGCGUCUCUCCCUGUCUGUCGCGGGCGGGAGAGGAGAAGGGAGGGGCGGGGAGGGGAGGGGGUCGGGGUCGCGAGGCGGAAUCCUGGUGCGCGGGCGAGGGAGCGGGCGGGCGCGCGCGCGCCCGCCCUGGCUCUGCGGUGUCGGGUCGGGACCAUGGUGGUAGCGGCCACUCGGCGGCCCUGGGCCCUCCUGUGUCUGGUGAUGGCCGCGCUGCGCUUCCCUGGGGCGGCCGCAUUACAGUGUUACUGCCAUCUAUGUACAAAAGACAACUUCACAUGUGUGACAGACGGGCUGUGUUUUACUUCAGUAACACGGACUGCAGACAAAGUCAUACACAACAGUAUGUGUAUAGCAGAGAUCGAUCUGAUUCCCCGAGACAGGCCGUUUGUUUGUGCCUUCUCCUCCAAAGAUGGAGUCAUUACUGUGCCUCACUGCUGUGACAGAGACCACUGCAAUAAAAUAGAACUUCUAAUUCCAACACCAGGCCCUACUCCAGGAAAACCAGCUUCUAAUCUAGGACCUGUGGAAUUGGCUGCUGUCAUAGCUGGACCUGUCUGCUUUGUCUGCAUUUCUCUGAUGUUGAUUCUGUAUCUCUGUCAUAAUCGCACUGUAAUUCAUCAUCGUGUGCCAAAUGAAGAGGAUCCCUCACUCGAUCGUCCCUUUAUAUCAGAAGGAACUACUUUAAAGGAUUUAAUUUAUGACAUGACAACUUCAGGCUCAGGAUCAGGUUUACCUUUACUUGUGCAAAGAACAAUUGCAAGAACUAUAGUACUUCAAGAAAGCAUUGGUAAGGGUCGCUUUGGAGAAGUCUGGCGAGGGAAGUGGAGAGGGGAAGAAGUUGCUGUGAAGAUCUUCUCUUCAAGAGAGGAGCGGUCAUGGUUUCGUGAGGCAGAAAUUUACCAAACAGUUAUGCUACGGCAUGAAAACAUUCUUGGAUUUAUAGCUGCAGACAACAAAGACAAUGGUACGUGGACUCAGCUGUGGUUGGUGUCAGACUAUCAUGAACAUGGAUCACUCUUUGAUUACCUGAACAGGUAUACAGUGACAGUGGAAGGAAUGAUAAAACUAGCUUUGUCCACUGCUAGUGGUCUUGCUCAUCUUCACAUGGAAAUUGUUGGCACACAAGGCAAACCAGCUAUUGCCCACAGAGAUUUGAAAUCAAAGAAUAUAUUGGUAAAAAAGAAUGGAACGUGCUGCAUUGCAGACCUAGGAUUGGCAGUUAGGCAUGAUUCAGCUACAGACACGAUUGAUAUUGCCCCAAACCACAGAGUGGGAACAAAAAGGUACAUGGCACCUGAAGUUCUAGAUGAUUCUAUAAAUAUGAAACAUUUUGAGUCAUUCAAACGAGCAGACAUCUAUGCGAUGGGAUUAGUGUUUUGGGAAAUAGCUCGGCGGUGUUCUAUCGGUGGAAUUCAUGAAGAUUACCAGUUGCCAUACUAUGACCUUGUUCCUUCAGAUCCUUCUGUUGAAGAAAUGAGGAAAGUUGUGUGUGAGCAGAAGUUAAGACCCAAUAUUCCAAACAGAUGGCAGAGCUGUGAGGCAUUACGAGUAAUGGCAAAAAUCAUGCGGGAGUGCUGGUACGCCAAUGGAGCUGCCAGGCUGACGGCUCUACGCAUUAAGAAAACAUUAUCACAGCUUAGUCAACAGGAGGGGAUAAAGAUGUAAUCCUGGAUUUGCUACCGAAGGAUACUGUAAAAGUCCAUAUCUGCACCAGAGUGGCGUGUUGAGAAGGUUAAUUGUUCUACCUCACUGAGGGAACAGAAGGAUAUUGCUGCCUUUUACUACUUCAUAGGAACGUCAUUUGUUACAAUUUUUGUGGAUGUGCUAAACAGUUGUGUAGUGUCCUUUCUGUGCACUAUGAACCUCUUUCCCAGGUUACUUACAAAAUGUUAGGUAGUGUAGUUUUAUUUUUAUUAACCUCGAAUUUUUUUAUAUGGGAAGUUGAUAGCUGGUCUUAAUUUCUAGUUAACUGUGCUGAAAAUAAGAGGUCACUUUUCAAAUGGAACUGGUUCACUAUAUUGUUCUAGAGUGCCUUGUUGGCUCUUUAAGCAACUUUAUUCCUGGCUGGUACAUUGGCUGUUCUGAGUCACUGUCACGGUUCUUUUGAUUCAGAUUGUGAAUGUACUGUUGGAGUACACUUUGCUAGCGAUUAAGGUAGUGUAUCUUUUGAACCUUGUUUUACAAAUUGACCUCCUUCAGUUAUGGGAACACCACAAUUUAUGCAACUGUACUUCAUACAUGGUUACUGGGCUUUUUUUCCACUUUUUCAGAAUACUACAUUGCCUUCAAAAUAGAUUGUAUUAUACUAGUAAGUGCCACUUUUGAGUCCUUUAAUGCAAAGCAGCAUGAGCGUACAAAGCCUAUGGUACUUUUGGUUUCAAAAAUAGAAGUUAAAAAACAACUGGUCUGUUGUCUAGCUAAGAUCUAAUUCAGGUGAAUAUGUAAUUCUUGGUAUACCUUUAAUUUUACCAAAAUCUGACUUCUGAAACCACAGUAGGAAUUUUAAACAGUUUAAGCUGGUUGAUUCAGUCAUAUUUUAUAACUGUCAUGAGUCAUAAUUAUAUAUGACUUUUUACCACUUGAAAAAGUGGUACUUCUGAAAUGCUUGAAGGACCUGUUUGCUUCAGAAAAGUAGCAAGAGGAGUAAUAUGUUCUUAAGAGAGAUUUUACUCCAUUAAGUAAAACGAUAAGCAUAUUUUCUGUGCAGUUCAGCAGCAUCUUAAGACUCAAAGAACAAUAUUUGCAAUUAAACGAGGAUGAAGUGCACCUGUAAUUAGGGGAAAAGUUAUUUAGGCCUUUGUACAAGAAAUUUCAAAGCUGCUUAUAAAUUUUAUGUGCAUGUAUUUAGUGUGUGCCUCAUACACAAAAAGUGGUGAACUACAGAAAGUGCUGAGCUGCGAAGUCUUUGGAUACUAGAGGAUUCCAGCAAUCCUCUUCAUAGUUACAAGAACAAAGUUUAUGGUGUCUUUAAAAAACUGAGAUUACCAAGAUACUUUUUUAAUUGCAGUUGUAGGGAAGAGUCUGCCCUUUGAUUUCAUUAAUGUCCAAACCACUCAGUAGUAUUUCAGUAUGUAAAUGUUGCUGGUAAUUAAUAUGCCACUUAAGCUACUCUCUGGAACACAUCAUUAUCCAUCCUAUUAUGCAACAUACACAACCUUAAUUCUGCUUCCUCUUUAUUCCUCAGCAUACACUGAGUGUUAUUCACAAAGCUGGUAGCAGUGGCAGGGUGGUUGCUAACAGAAGCAGGAGGUUGUGUUCUGUGGUCUGUGAUAUAUGGUAGUUUAAGCAGUAACAUGGACGGGUCCUAGUAAGAAGAGAUUACAUAGGUGACGUGAGAUCUAGUUUAGCAGUUUCCUGACUUUUGUGUUUCUCGUUUCUUAGUUUUUGCUUGGAGAUAGGUUUAAAUGAUGUGGGAAUUACAGACCUUCAGAACUCAGAAUAAUGAAAUGCUUUAUUCAACCAGUUUUAUGUAUGAGUUUGCUCAUACUGGAAAAUGGUGUAUGAGAGAAGAAGAAAUAAGUUUUUAGAAAACAAUCAAGUUUAAAAAUACGUGCAGAUGUCAUGUUUAUAUUUAUUUGGCGUUGUCUGACCAGGCAGGCUUAGGUGCUUCAGGCCUCCAUCAAAGCUGGAUCAAAAAUUACUUCAUGCAGGUAUUCCAAAGCAAUGAUGCUUUUGUGGGAGUGUACCACUGUGCACCACAGAGUUUUCAAUUAUUACUGUUUUUUUUUUUUAAUUACAAUAUUACUAAGCUCCCGAAUCUACCUACUUGUCAUGCUUCUAACAAGUUCAGUGUAUCUACAAAAAAAAUUUAAAGAAAAAAGUCAGUAUCAAAGUAGAGCUUAAUGCAUCUCCAUACUAAUUUCAAAGGAUUCCUCUUUAAGCAAUUUGUUAAUUUGGUGAAAUUCUGAAUUUUUCAUUGGCAUAACUGGAUCCUUACCAUAGAUAUAAAUGGUAUAGUUCAUACUUCAGAAUCAUCAGGCUACUGGUGUGCUUCAUAUCUUCAGUGUAAUCUUGAUGGUAACAUGAAAGCUUUCAGUAUAAUUCAUUAAAUAAUUUCACUUGCAGCUUUUUUUUUAGCACCUACAAAACCUGACCACUUAAGGUUUAGUUUUCUAAAAUACAAGGAGCAGUUCUGUUGCAUUUAAAAGAGAUUUUACUGCCGUUGAAUAGCAUCGUGGCAUUAUUCAGUCAACCGUACAGUGGUUUGUUACAUCUGUUUCAUCUCAACCAUCUAUUAGGCUUCAUUCUCCUGAAUUGCUAGCAACUAUUACAGAGUUCUGAUUUUUCACACUGUAAUAGAAGCAGGCAAAAAAACAAAGCACAGGAAGGAUACUUGGUACAGCGUGUGACGUUAGAAAUGUUGUUUUGAGACAACCUUAUUAUCCAAAUUGGAUUAAAGAACGGGAAAAUUCUGAAUAGAGCCAUAUAUAUCCUCAGUUCUGACACUACAACUUCAAGCUUUGUUCUUCUUUUCCAUUAUAUAAACCAAACACCUUUUACAAAGGCUGUGUCUGUAUAUAUUAUGUAACUUUAAAUGUUACCUGUGUAAGAUCAUAUCUUAUAUAUAUGGACACAGGUACACAUAAGUAUUUUUUAAAUUAAGAUUGUAAUAUCACCGAAUCUGCUCAUGGGAAUCCAGGGGGACCAAAAUAUUUUAUCAUUCAAAAUAUUAAUUUUGUAUCAUUUCAAGUAUAUACCAAAACUGUUUCUGAUUAAUACUGAUGCAAAUGUUUAUUGUAAAUAUUACAUGCAUUAUCUAUUCACUUAAGUUUUGUGGAUAUAAUCAAUUUGACACUUUAGUAGCAUUGAAGCCUCAGUUUGGUUUAUAGACUUGUGACCACGUGGAUAUGGACAUGGAGAAUAAGGAGCAUUGGAAAUGGUCUGAUGCUGAAAAGCCAGAAACAUUGGGUUUGGAAUGCUGGACUUUUUCAAGGACCUUCCAACCUUAAAAGAUGGAAUACUGGGAUGUUUCUCAAGCUGACUUUCCAAGUAUGACACGCUGUCAUCCUCCAGUGGUGCCGCUUGUAAUCCUAAGAAAGACUUUGUAUAUAGGUAAAAACAUUUUGGUCGACUGUAUAGGGGCAUGAAAGUGUCAAAUAAAAUAAGAGGCUACGUUAUUUUUUUCUGUAAUGGUUCUGAGUGUGAUUGUAACGAAAUUCACAUUUUAGUUAGUUACUUGUUUAUGUUGUGCCAUUGAAAUGAUUGCAAGGUGUUAGUCAUGUUAUGUUUAAAAAAAAACCUACAAAAAAGACCACUUCCCCAUAUCAGUUGCUUUAUACCCAAAUUACCUCUUCAAAGACCAAGGUACAUUUACCUCGUGUGUAUAUAACAUUUUAUAUUUUUCAGAACAUUCUCCAGGGUUGCAGUUACAUCUUUCUAUUCUGUGAUUCUGUAGAAAUAUUGGUAUUACUAAAUGUACAACUUCAGCGGUACUAAAUGUAUUAUCUGGUGCCCCAAAACACUUAAAUUUUAUGUAUUUUAUCAUCCUAGCAAGUUUCGUCUUUGUCACUGUAGCACCUGUCCUGACAUAGCUGUGUGGAUACUGCCUUGUAAAUUUUACUUUUUGGAUGAUUUGGAGAUCCUGUACAGAUGAGUAUCCCUUUUUAAAACUUUACAGAAUUGUGCAUUUCCCUUACAUUUCUGAAAAUAUGUAUUGUAUUUGUAGAGUAUGCAUUUCAAUGCAUUGUAAAUAGCACAGUAGAAGAGUGGAUGCUUAUGUUAAGUGCUAACACUACAGUAGAGAGAUUAAAGCAGUGAAAUAAAUAACUUUUUU
This is a messenger RNA of Calypte anna (Anna's hummingbird), 5797 nucleotides long. It is a transcript of the gene TGFBR1, whose product is annotated as transforming growth factor beta receptor 1. Gene Ontology annotation, molecular function: SMAD binding; transforming growth factor beta receptor activity, type I; activin receptor activity, type I. Gene Ontology annotation, cellular component: activin receptor complex; plasma membrane. Lineage: Eukaryota; Metazoa; Chordata; Aves; Apodiformes; Trochilidae. Bases 178 to 1689 code for a protein of 503 amino acids. The transcript has 9 exons. The record is from RefSeq and is a predicted model, not a curated record. Gene Ontology annotation, biological process: protein phosphorylation; nervous system development; heart development.